Messenger RNA from Cooperia oncophora, 642 nucleotides. The record is from the annotation of a GenBank genome assembly. Lineage: Eukaryota; Metazoa; Nematoda; Chromadorea; Rhabditida; Trichostrongylidae.
AUGAUGGUGUCGUCGUCGGCUGAUUUAGAGCAAAUGAAAUCCAUCUACGAAAAAAUCUCGUCGAAGAAACACAUGUGCCACAGUCACUAUGUUGAUGCCAGUACGGUAGUGAUCACUGAAAGAGACAUCUGCCAGUUUAUGAAUGACGCCCUUCGUCGUUACUAUACUCAGAACGGGUGGAAUACGGUCUCUCAGAUUGAUGAAAAGAUGGACUACGAAGAAGAAAUGAAUGAAACGAGUGCGAGCGAACUCAUGGAGCAACAAGGACCGGGAUUUCCGAGCUCUUCGGAUAAUCCUGCACCAGAAUGUGUAAUGCUUGAUGAUGCUGAUGACAAAGAAGCCCUGCACCAGUCGUUGAGAGCAAAUGAACCCAUACAUACACUGGCAGACGCUAUCAAACAAGAAACUGAGAAGUACGAUGACAAAGGAUAUGGUGCACUGCGACAGCCUAAAGUGGAAUGCGAGGAGGCUCCUGAACCGCAACCGCUCAGCACUGAAACGGCAUGUCCGAUUGUGAUGGACGUGAAGCCUGAAAAUGACAACCUGUUUGUGAAAAAGGAUAUCGAUAACUCAGAAGUUAUGGUUGUUGACGCCGAAAGCGAACCCAUGCAGUGUUCGCCAGAAGAGUCCUCAGCAGAAUCG